GACGUCCUUCUCCAGUUCUCAACUCGAUAUAUUCAUUUUGGACCGAAAACUCCCGCGGCAAUCUCCACAAUGUAUUUGGCAACCCUUCUGGCUAUGGGGCUGCUGGCGUCUAGAGACGUCAUUGCGGCACCCGCACCUGUGACAGGUGAAAUAGGGGCGCCACUCGAGGCAAGGCAGUACAUUGGCACGCCAUAUGCGUACUACAACAAUUACAAAGAUGCCACCGGUAACGAGAAGCGGGAUCUGGAGGCCGGACCGAUCGAGGCUCUCGAGAAGCGGCAGUACAUUGGCGUGCCAUAUGCGUACUACAACAAUUACAAAGAUGCCGCCGGUGGCCAGGCUGCUGGUACUGCAUAGAAGCUCUGGCCUCCACAUGGGAGCUCGUAGCACGACUGUAGCUACGAUAACAUUGCUGCUCGCGCCACCACACCUGUUGCCAAACAUUAGCAAUUUCAGACUGCGAAGGAUAUGCCUGGGGGGUCGAUGUGGAGCUUUUGAUAAGCUACGAUGUAUGGUUUUUCUCUCGUGCUUUGGACACGAAUGCUCGGUGGAUUCUACGUGCGAUGCUCGCGUGCGAGCUGUGAUUUAGUGCGUGAGGCGGAACACACUCGCUAUAGCAUGCAAUGAUGCAGACCGAAUUCAUUCAUUCAUAUUUCUUACACCGAUA
Cercospora beticola is the source of this 667-nucleotide messenger RNA. RefSeq lists its product as uncharacterized. Lineage: Eukaryota; Fungi; Ascomycota; Dothideomycetes; Mycosphaerellales; Mycosphaerellaceae. The record is from RefSeq and is a predicted model, not a curated record.